AUGACAAGAGCGCGAGUGGGGCUGCCAGGGACUGAAGUGAAGCAACGCGGACAGAGCCAGGACAGUCCUCAGCCCGUCUGCCCGGUCACGCUGGGAUUCGCAGGUGGCCAGGAACAUGCCACAGGGAGGACACAUGCAGUGACAGGACACCAGCUGGUGUGCAGCGUGGCCAGGAGCGCGGUGGCGCUUUGGGGUUGGCUCUGGACACGUCUGUGUGCCUUGAAAGUUGCAGUUAGUCUAGGUGAAGCUGUCUCCUCGCGUCUGGCGGGCUGGUUCUGCUUUUUUCUCUUGUUGUCUUUCCCUUUUCAGAUUCAGCUAUGGGAUACAGCAGGCCAGGAGCGCUUCAGAAAGAGUAUGGUGCAGCACUAUUACAGGAAUGUACAUGCCGUUGUGUUUGUGUAUGAUAUGACAAACAUUGCCAGUUUUCACAGCCUGCCAUCAUGGAUAGAGGAAUGCAAACAGCACCUUCUUGCCAAUGAUAUACCACGGAUUCUUGUUGGAAAUAAGUGUGAUCUGAGAAGUGCUAUUCAGGUACCUACGGACUUGGCCCAGAAGUUUGCUGAUACUCACAGUAUGCCACUAUUUGAAACCUCUGCCAAAAACCCAAAUGACAAUGACCACGUGGAGGCCAUAUUUAUGACACUUGCUCACAAGCUUAAAAGUCACAAGCCAUUAAUGCUUAGUCAACCCCCGGAUCGCGAUGAAAUACGUAUAAAGCCUGAACCAAAACCUGCCAUGACCUGCUGGUGUUAAAUCAUGCUACUUAUUCAACUGUCGCCUUGUCUGUUUGCAUAUGCUUCAAAGUUAUGAUCUUGGCAAAGUUCCAGGUUUUGGUAGCAGUUAUAGCAAACCUCUUUGGCACUUUAAUGUAUUUUUUCUGGUGUAGAUGUGCCCAUCUAAUUUUCUUGCACUUUGUAAUGUACUUUCUGAAUUACUGAUUUUUCACUAUGGAUAUACAGAAAAGUAAACUUUCAAGUGAAGUUUUGACAAAGCAGUUCUACUUGAGCUCUUGCUGCCUGAGAUCAUUUUUGUCACUUGUGGUAAGGUUAUAAAUAGUAAGCCUGUUGACUAAUGUUUUCAAUAGGUACUUCAUUGGGAUAAUGUUGGAGGAAAAGUAUUUUGGGACAGACGGAUAACUUUUUUGGGGGGUCACUGAUUAGGGUGGUUUUGAAGUCUGAAGAAGUAUUUGAUGAGUGCUAGCAAAUUUCUAAGCAAGUACCUUUUAUUAAAAAACAACAACAGCAACAACAACAGGGCUGUCAGACGAAGAUUAGGCUGUCAGUAUAAGUGCAUACUGUGGGCUUUAAUGCCCUGUCAAGCCACUGUAAACCUUGUCUAUUUCUUCACAGCAAUGAUAAGAGAGUUGAAAAACUUAUCCCUAUUUCUGGAUAGUUAUUUGAUACUUACAGCUUCAUUAAUUCUUCACAAUUAGCAUGUAAGACUAAACUAUGCAUUCCUUCUUAUGGAAAGUACUGUAGCACAGGACUUGGGAAAAGUUGGGAUUAUAGCUGUCCCCAGUUCUUCUGACCUAACUAAAACUUGCAUGUUCAGUGAGGCCUUACUUCUAAAGAUGCUGUAUUUGAGCUGAGCAUCUGAGCAUAAGGACAAAUACUUAAAUUAAAAUUUGAGUGACAUCGGCAAGAACAUCCUGGUUUUCAAAGGUAAGGCUUUUAGAGAAUGUUAGUCAUGAUGAAUGUUUUCAAAUAUCUUGAAAAACACAGCUUUUUACAAAUCAAUUUGAUUACGUUUUAAGGAUGGAAAUGCUUAGGAGAAAAUGUUACUUCUGAUGACCAUUGUGACAUACAAAGUUGUGCCUUAGUCAUAGAAAACGUGAAGGCCACCAUAUAUUAGUAGUCUGUGUUGUUCUGUGCCAGAACAACUGAUUUGAAGGCUUCUGUUCCAUGCAAAGGAGCUUGACUACAGACUUCCAUAAUUGAAGGUCAGUUUGCUUGCAUAAUGGUGAAACAGCACCGUCUACUUAAAGAAUAGGGAAUGUGAGAAUUCUUUAACACACUUUUGAAUAAAAAAAAUCAAAUCAAUUAUGAAAUUUGGAGAAAAUCUGUCCAGACAGAUCAUCUAUUAAAGAUUUUGGGCUAAAAACUGCUUCUAUGAUAUUAUGGAUUUAAGUUGAGCAUCCUGGCAUUACCAGUGUAAGAUUUGGGUUUUUUUUUUUUUUUUGUAUUUUUAAUCAGAAGAAAAAAACUGCUUUUUUAGAUUCAUCUGCCUCUGGAUUCUCUUAAUUGCAACUGUUGUACUUCAGUUCUGUUGUUUGAAGGUCAACUUUUGUAAUGAAAAUGAUGCUAGGUUGCACAUAAUUAUAUAAAACAAAAGGAAAUGUAAGCCAUAGAAUUUAAUUUGAUCUGUGGCUUCAUUCAUAUGCCAUGAUGAAACAGUAUUUUGUGACUUAAGUUUCAAAGGAAUUGAAACAAAAAUGGGGAUUUUUGGUUUAUCAUCUGUAGUGUGUGAUGCUGACUGGAAACUAAAUGUAAGGGCAGAUUCAGAAGCUGCCAUCCUAGAGAUUAUAUUAGAAUAAUGAAAUUAUUAUUGAAACAAAACAACUAAUACUAUUUAAACUAUUAAAAUUAGUACAAUAUCAUUCUAUUGCAAGUUAUACUGAUACAAGGAAAAAUGCAUUGAUUUUUCUCUAGAUUUAGAAAGAGCAUUCAAUUUGGCCUGAUAUAAUUAGGAUAUUUAAAAUUUUCUGAACAAAAAACACUAGACUUUUUUUUCUAUAUAAAGCUGCUAUAACUGCAACAGUAAUUUUCUUUAUGCAACAUUUGUAAAAGGGAACUUUUUUCAUCCACUCUGAACAUUAAAUUACUAAAAUUUGGUUUACAGUCCUUUCAUGAACAAUCAGCUUUUUAACACUAGUGUCCUUAAUGAUUUUUUUUUUUUAGAAAAUAAUAGAUCUUAAAUUUAUUUGUAUAGUAUUACAAAUAAACAUGGUUUACAGUCCUCUUGGACAAUUUGUUUUUCACUCAUGUCCUUAAUCCUUAUUUUCAAAAGGAUCCAUCUUAAGUAUUUGUAUAAUAUUAAAUAUUUCAGCAAACUUUCUAAUCCUUUUUUAUUAUUUUUUAAAAUAAGAAAGCAGAAAUGAAGAAUUCCAAAGUCAGUCAGUGAGGUUGGGGGAUGAGGUAAGGAAAUUAUGUAGACACAAUAUUAAUGCUAAAUUUGACAUCAAAUAUCUGUAAAUCUGUUAAGUUUUAUUUGAAUUAUCCACAACUUGUAAAUAAGAGCCCUUGUGUCAUUAAAAUUGUGUGGAAACAAUGUUUAAGUAUGUAAUCUUGUCUUCAGCACAAAGCAUGCUUGAUGGUUCUCCCAUAAACAUAACGUGGUCAUUAAUUCGGAAUCUGAUAUGCUUCCUGGCUCCCAGUAGUAAUGUUCUACCCACAAAAUUGAUGUCAAAAGUACUGAAUACUUUGUAUAUGUAUUUUCACCUUACCAAAUUGUAAAAUUGGGCUAUUUUAUAUGUGAAGGGGGGGGGGAGGGGUUACAAUCCCAGAAACCUAAUAAACUGGCUUUGCCACAAACUAUCGUCAUUUGUUUUCAGUAAUUAUACUAGGAAUUACGACAUCAUUUCUUGGUAAAAUCCAUAAUAAAUUACAGUAAAAAAGGAAUUAAAAAACAGCCUGUAGUUUUUGCCUAGGUAGCAGUUUUAUGAAAGACCAUCACAAUGCUUGGAUUACUUUCAGUGCUUUUUUGCGGUGAAGCUCUGUUAUUCUGGAGCAUCUGAAGUGCCCACCUGAUGUUUCAAAGCAUCUUUCAGAGAAGUCUUCUCCAUUACUCUUCUCCUAGUCUUGCCGCAUGUCCAGAAAAGCUCUUAACUUCACAUACACCUGUGAAAGCUUUGUUAUCUCAAAAGGUGGUCUUACAGUUUGCGCACAUGCACCCCCAGCAAAAAGUCAGUUCUGGCUGAUGUUAAGCUAUUUUUUUGGUAAAUGUCAUACCUUUUCCCCUGAAAGGAAUUCUGAAAUUGUUUGUGUUAUCACAUACUAUUUUAUGACUGUCAUAUUAUGUUCUUCUAAUUCCACACUUAAUAAUGUAUAUUAAAAAAAAAAGCUAAAUGCCUUUUAGAGAUGUUUUGCAUCUUUAAAGAUGAUUUGCAGUCAUCACUGAUUACACAAGCUUUUAAUUCUACUGAAUGAUUAAAAAAAAUGUAUUUAGUGAAUGCAGAUGCCU
Molecule: messenger RNA, 4179 nt
Organism: Struthio camelus australis
Lineage: Eukaryota; Metazoa; Chordata; Aves; Struthioniformes; Struthionidae
Source: RefSeq, a predicted model, not a curated record